ACUGUGAAUCGUGAUGCGAACAACAAUAUGCUACAACCGGCACACGAAUGUGGGUAUGCUCUCUCAUUUUAAAUGCCGGACCCGGUCACCAUAAAUAUGAUCAGUUUUGAUAUGUUCUUUUUUUCGUGAAUUUUACUACUUUAUAUUACUGCAUUCAUACGGACAACGUUUUAUUUGACAAAAACAAUAAUUAUCUUACAUUGUUUUGGCUACACACACGUCGAUCGCACCAGAUCAUGGACCUGCACACAGCGUGUACACUGAAUCACCCAAAGGUGAUUGACAUGCUGCCUCUAAGCAACAAUUUAAAUAUGGCAAAUAAAAAAGGAUGGACUUGCCUAAUGUAUGCUUGCUAUUAUGGGAACAAAAAUCUUGUAGAUCGUAUAAUAGAUUUAGAUCCAACAACAUUGUUCUCGAUCAACAACGAUAAACAAACACCUUUAAUGAUUGCAACCAUGUCCGGUAACGUAUCCAUAGUGAAGAAAACAUUUCACGUUGACAUUUUGGAGAUGCCUGAUAAACUAGGCAGAUCUGCAAUGUUUUAUGCGGUAUUAUACAAUCAAGAAGAAAUAUUGGAGUAUUUUAUUGAAAAACAAGCCAAUUGUAACGUAAUUGACAACUUCGGCAAGACUAUGACUAUGACAGCUAUCUCUAAAGGAUUCCGGAGAGUAAUGAAAUUGUUGUACGAGUAUGAAAAUAGAGACGAAAAAAAUGUGUUGAAGACUAUGUGGUCAGAAAAAAUGGAAAAGGCCAAAAUCGAUCAUCAAAGUGACGAACGUUUAGAUUAUCACGUAGAAAAACUAUUAAGACAGUUGUCGCUGGAAAAAUAUUGGCCGCUGUUCGACGAACGAAACAUCCGGUAUAAUGAUUUCUUGAAGUUAUCUGAGCAAGACUUAAAAGAUAUCGGUAUAAAUUUAUUUGGUCCAAGGAGGAAGUUAAUUAUGACUAUUGACAAAUUAAAUGAAUUAAGAACAUCAGAGGAACACUCAAGAAGUUGAAAAUUGCGUAGACUUUUUAUUUUAUAUUAACCUUUACUGUAUUGAUGUACUUUUAUAAUUUUUACCUAUAAAUAUUUAUGAUUUU
Molecule: messenger RNA, 1083 nt
Organism: Myzus persicae (green peach aphid)
Lineage: Eukaryota; Metazoa; Arthropoda; Insecta; Hemiptera; Aphididae
Product: ankyrin repeat and SAM domain-containing protein 3-like
Exons: 6
Coding region: 237-998 (253 amino acids)
Molecular function (GO): protein binding
Source: RefSeq, a predicted model, not a curated record